AUGGACGAUGUGGCGGCGGCCGAACCCGAACCCAAGAAGCUGAGGCAGGACGAGCAAGAGCCUCCGGCGAGCAGGGAGGGUGGCGGAGGCGGCGAGGAGAACCUCGACCACGUAAGCCGCAUGCCCGACAACAUCCUCGGCAGCGUCAUCUCCCUCCUCUCCACCAAGGAGGCCGCGCGGACACGCGUUCUCUCCUCCCGGUGGCGCCACCUCUGGCGCUCCGCCCCGCUCAACCUCGUCGUCGACCGCCGCCUCUCGGGACGGGAGCGCGACCGUGUCGCCAUAGUCUCCAAGAUCCUUGCCACGCACCACGGUCCUGCUUGCCGCUUCUCCCUCGCCAUCGGCGCCAUCCGCCUGCGCCGCGACCUCUACGCCAAGUUUGACGGCUGGUUCCGGUCCCCCGCGCUCGAUGGCCUCGAGGAGCUCCAAUUCUACGGGGGCUGCAAUCCGCUGCCGCCGUCCGCGCUCCGCUUGGCGCCCACGCUACGUGUCGCCAGCUUCCGCGACUGUGGUUUUCCCGACGUUGCUGCUGUCCCCGCGCUCCGUCUCCCUCGGCUGAAGCACCUCAAGCUCCCCGGCGUCGCUAUUUCAGAGGAAGCCCUCCACCACCUGCUCGCUGGCUGCACUGCGCUCGAGAGCCUUGAGCUUCAGGGCAACGGGCUCAGCACUGUCCGGAUCGUCUCGCCGACUCUUAGGAGUAUUGCUGUCUAUGUAUCUUACUACUACAAAUCAGACAUGGUGCUUCAGGAGCUUGUCAUCGAGGAUGCACCAUGCCUUGAAAGAUUGAUCCCACUUGAUUCAGGGGAUGUCCCAAUGACAAUCACGGUUAUCGCGGCACCCAAGCUAACGGUAUUGGGCUACCUGUCUAGCCAAAUCUACGAACUUGUGAUUGGAACCAUAAUUGUUAAGGAAAUGAUCCCCGUCAGCUUGACCGCGUCAAUGCGCACAGUGAAGGUGUUGGUCCUAGAAUCCAUCGGCCCCAACCUGGAUACAAUUGCUCGAUUUCUUAGAUGCUUUCCUUGCAUGGAAAAGCUAUACAUCCAGUCACGUUUUAGGAAGGAUAUGAAAAAUGUGGGGCCAUAUGACAUACUCAUCGAUCCUAUUGAAUGCCUCAAUCUCCAUCUUAGAGCAAUCAUAGUGAACACCUAUCGAGGCAUGCAACCAGAUGUUAACUUUGCCAAGUUCUUGUUCUGAACGCAAAGGUGCUAAAGGUGAUGAAAUUUGGUGUUUGUGGUACCUAUAAUGAGAAAUGGAUGGCUAAUCAGCAGAGACGGCUACAACUAGACAAGAGGGCUUCUAGAGAUGCUCGAUUUGAUUUUGAAAGAGAUGUUGGUGGGUGUUGGUUUUCCAAUAAGAAGCACACACAUGAUUUGUGGAUAGCUGAUCCAUUUGAUAGCUCGUUAUGCAAUUGUUGUUAAUGUCCUUUGAAAAUAAUAUCAAG
Messenger RNA from Triticum dicoccoides, 1441 nucleotides. RefSeq names its product F-box/FBD/LRR-repeat protein At3g26920-like. Lineage: Eukaryota; Viridiplantae; Streptophyta; Magnoliopsida; Poales; Poaceae. Gene Ontology annotation, molecular function: protein binding. The coding region runs from base 1 to 1194 and encodes 397 amino acids. The transcript has 3 exons. The record is from RefSeq and is a predicted model, not a curated record.